Mycotypha africana is the source of this 5142-nucleotide messenger RNA. RefSeq lists its product as uncharacterized. Gene Ontology annotation, molecular function: magnesium ion binding; ATPase-coupled intramembrane lipid carrier activity; ATP binding. Gene Ontology annotation, biological process: phospholipid translocation. Gene Ontology annotation, cellular component: plasma membrane. The transcript has 6 exons. NCBI's taxonomy places the organism in Eukaryota, Fungi, Mucoromycota, Mucoromycetes, Mucorales, Mycotyphaceae. Bases 1 to 5142 code for a protein of 1713 amino acids. The record is from RefSeq and is a predicted model, not a curated record.
AUGUCAUUUAACUUAUUUGAGCAGCUCAAAAAGCAUAAGAAAAACCUGGCUUUGAGUGUGGGCGAAGAUGACUCGAUAGUGAAUCAGCAGGGUAAUAGUUCAAAUAGCACGACUUCUUCGUCAACAGCAAAGCGGCUCAUUUAUGUAAACAUGGAUAUACCACCCGAUGAGCUUGAUGAUUAUGGUCAACCAACAGCUCACUACAUAUCAAAUCAAAUCAACACAGCUAAAUAUACUUGGUACACAUUUUUACCGAAAAACUUAUUCGAACAAUUUAGAGGCGUAGCCAAUCUUUACUUUUUGUUUUUGGUCGUUAUACAAAUGUUUCCCUUAUUCAGCACAUCUGCCUCACCAGUGCUAGUAGUUCUACCUUUGGCAGCCAUUUUGAUUUUGACAGGCGCAAAAGAUGCUGUAGAAGACAAUAAGCGUCAUAAGACGGAUGAGAGCGUUAAUAAAGCCAUCACUUACACAUUGUCAAAUUGGAAAAAUGUAAAUAUACCUGUAUACCAAGUUCCUGUGUGGAAAAGAUGGCUUAAAGCAUUGAAAAGCAUGCUGCUGUCACUUCGCUUCUCCUUUCAUCACCAUAACAAAAAUCAACAAUACGAAUUACAGCAACAUGCAUCUAGAUCAGGGCUACGCAGAACAGAUACAAACCUCAGUGUUGCCAGUAGUAGAUUUUCAUUCAAUCCACCAAAAUCACCUUCUGUAACUUCAUCGAUAAGAAAUACGCUCAAAUCAACAGCCUCAUUCUCAAAGAUGGUGAUAUCAGCGAAAACAAGAAAAAACCGAAUGCCUUACAGGCCAGGCCAAGUGCCGCAUUCUGUACUGAGAUCGAAUCAUUUGUAUUUAGAUGAGAAUGAUGUUAAGAAGAAGAAAAAACAAUCCACAUCAGCACGGCAGCAACUAGAUAAACGAUGGCGUCGGACAUUAUGGGAAAACAUCAAAGUGGGCGAUUUUUUAUGCCUUCGUAAUGGCGAUGGUGUGCCUGCUGAUAUGGUCAUCUUGUCCACCUCAGAACCAGAUGGACUAUGUUAUGUUGAGACGCAAAACUUGGAUGGUGAAACCAACUUGAAAAUAAAAAGAUCUUUACAAGCUACCAACGAGAUCACUACACCGGAAGACUGUGAAAGAAGUAAAUUCUAUAUAGAGAGUGAAGCACCACACGCCAACUUAUAUUCAUAUAAUGGUGUUUUGAAAUGGAAAGUCGAACAGAAUGACCUGAUCAGAACAGAAACAACGAGGAGAAGAGGGGAAGGAGGGAAUAGUAAUGAUGAAGGGUUCGCAACAAUGAUAUCGCAGGAGGGUUCUUUACCUUCAUCAGCGGGGCCAGCAACAAUCCACGAAAGAAGAGCGGGAAAUUAUCAUGGUCAGAGGCAAUAUAGUGUUACUGCUGAUGUAUACGAUGAUAGCCAGUCAGUGGACAGUGACGAUACCUUGCCUCCGGAGGUAUCGCAUGAGAAGACGGAGGCUAUUACAGCAAGUUCAAUUUUACUGCGUGGAUGUGUUUUGCGAAAUACGGGGUGGGUAAUUGGACUAGCAUUGUUCACCGGAAAUGACACAAAAAUAAUGUUAAAUUCGGGCAAAACACCAAGUAAACGAAGUAAAAUAGAAAAAGCUACCAACCCAUAUGUUAUUGUCAACUUUGUAUUAUUGCUUAUCUUAUGUUUGAUUUGCUCGAUUGCAGCAAGUAUUGUAUAUAAUAACGAAACGUCUGCAACAUUUUUCGAGAAUAAAGAUGCUGAAAGUGGAGCGAUGGAAGGAUUUAUCAUGUUCUGGACAACAUUGGUGAUCUACCAAAAUAUCAUACCUAUUUCACUGUAUAUAUCUGUGCAGAUAGUAAAGACGGCAGCAGCUUAUUUUAUUCAUACAGAUAUCGAUAUGUAUAAUAAAAAGCUUGAUCAGCCAUGUAUACCGAAAACUUGGAAUAUAUCCGACGAUCUGGGACAAAUUGAGUACAUUUUUUCAGAUAAAACAGGCACAUUAACACAAAACAUUAUGGAAUUUAGACGCUGCACAAUCAAUGGUGUUUGCUACGGCUUAGGCGAAACAGAGGCCUCUAUAGGAGCGAAACUCAGAGAGGAUGAAGCAGGAGGUACUACUGCUGCCGUGAAGGAUUCAAUGAAAAUUGCAACUCAAUUGGAUUUAGAGAAAGCCAGAGCAGAAAUGUUACAGAAGCAACGUGAUUUAUUCAACCAUGCGUAUAUCAAUCCUUUAUCUACCUUUGUCGAUCCACAAUUAUUUGACGAUAUCAAAGCUGAGAACGAGCAUUCACAGAGUAUUGUUCACUUCUUUUCAGCAUUGGCCCUUUGCCAUACCGUUAUUCCUGAAAUACCUGACGACCAACCUCAUAAAAUAGAGUAUAAAGCGCAGUCACCGGAUGAAGCAGCAUUGGUUGCUACAGCUAAGGAUAUGGGAUUCACCUUUGUCGGUCGCGAGCAAGACAAUGUCAUUGUCAACAUAAUGGGCGAGCAGCGUAAUUUCCAAUUACUGCAUGUUCUUGAAUUCAAUUCAACUCGAAAACGAAUGAGCGUUAUCAUGAGAUCACCGCAAGAUAACAGAAUAAUUUUGUUGUGUAAAGGCGCGGAUUCCGUCAUUUAUGAGCGGCUAUCGACUGGACUAGAAAAAAAGGACGAUGAAGCAUGCAAACGCCAACUUAAAUUGAGACAAGACACGCUCCACCAUUUGGGCGUAUUUGCCAAUGAGGGCCUGCGCACUUUAUGUAUUGCCAGCAGACUUAUUGAUGCAGAGGAAUAUGAGCAAUGGGCUAAAAAAUAUAAGGCCGCUUCGAAUUGUAUUAGCAAUCGAGACGAACAAAUCGAAAGCGUCUGCGAAGAGAUUGAGACAUCUUUGACUUUAAUUGGCGGCACAGCCAUUGAAGAUAAAUUGCAGGAAGGAGUGCCUGAUACUAUUGCUGUGCUUGCUGAAGCGGGUAUCAAAAUAUGGGUAUUGACAGGCGAUAAAGUAGAAACGGCUAUCAAUAUUGGUUUUGCGUGUAAUUUAUUGACAAAGGACAUGCUGUUAAUCAAUAUCAGUUCUCGAAGCGAAGAAGAAACCAUGGAGCAGUUGAGAAACUCCCUAAACGAAGUAGGAGAAAAGUCUAAAUCACAAAAGUGUGCAUUGGUCAUUGAUGGGGAGUCGCUCAAAUUCGCCUUAGAGUCCCAAUGCAAUAAGGAAUUGUUGGAAUUAGGAACGCAAUGCUGUGCUGUUAUUUGCUGCCGUGUCAGUCCAAUUCAAAAAGCCAAAGUAGUGAAUCUCGUAAAAAAGGGAUUAAAUGUUAUGACUCUUGCGAUCGGUGACGGCGCGAACGAUGUUUCUAUGAUACAGGAAGCAAAUGUAGGCAUUGGUAUAUCUGGAGAGGAAGGCAGGCAAGCAGUUAUGGCCUCUGAUUACGCCAUAGGUCAGUUCAAAUACCUCAGCAAACUUUUGUUGGUGCAUGGUCGUUGGUCUUACCUUCGUACUUCGGAAAUGAUCUUCACCUUCUUCUAUAAGAACAUUAUGUGGACAUUUGUGUUGUUUUGGUACCAGUUUUUUUGUGGAUUUUCUGGAACAAUGAUGUUCGAUUAUUCUUACAUUACCCUUUACAAUUUGGUUUUCACUUCACUACCGUGUAUUUUUGCUGGUAUAUUUGAUCAAGAUUUAAAAGCAGAAUAUUCCUUCAAGUUUCCCCAGUUGUAUCUUCUCGGGAUUCGUAACGACAAAUUUACUACCUCACGAUUUCUUCUCACCGUUGUUGAUGCGAUUUAUCAAUCCGUUAUAUGCUUUUUUAUACCGUAUAUGGUGUUUGUUGGACCUAAACUAAGCAGCAAUGGCUACGACACAGAAGGUGUCAUUGAAUUAGGAACCUUCAUCGCUGGUAUUGCUGUUGUAGUUGCCAAUGUUUUAGUUGGAUUUACUAUCUUUAGCUGGACUUGGAUUACGAUGCUCUGUAUUUUUCUUUCGUGCACUACGUUCUUCAUCUGGGUUGGCAUUUAUUCAAACAUCUUGACAUUUACAUUUUAUGGUGAAGCAAUUCUUUUUGGCGAAGGUACCUUCUGGCUAUGCUUAAUAUUGACCAUCAUGAUUUGCUUAUUACCAAGAUACAUUGCGAAAUACUUUUUGCAAGCAUAUUACCCAUUUGAUAAUGAUAUUGUUCGCGAACGCGUCCUUUGUAAUAGUAUUCAUUUUUCCGAUAUACGCGCCUCUGCAUUGAAUAUUUUGAAUCCCAACAACUCUUUAGUAUCAUCACUCUCAAAUGAAGAGGAAGUCUUACCUAUCAACUUGUCCAGAACGCGUUCUUCCUCAGAAAGCCAUCAUCAACAGCAUCGAUUUGCUCUGCCUUUCGUUGGGAAUAAGAGUUUCAGGGACAGAAAGCAUCCUUCGCCAGCUCAAUUUGAACUAUACCGUUCAGACACUAACAAUUCUCAAAAGAGCGAGAUUAUGAAUAUGAAAACGGGCAAAAGGAUAUCGUUCACAGGUUUCGCAUACUCUACAGAUGAUUCACAUGUUUUCGAUGAAUAUAGAAAAUCCGUUUAUCGAGCUAAUACAGGGAAUUUUUUCAGCUUCAAAAAAUUUGUUGACAACCAUUCUAACCAUAUCUCACAAGCGAGCUUCAAUAAUAGCCAAGAUUGGAUGCCAAUACAUAGUCUUCAACUGCGGCGUAGCGAAUGUGAAGAUCCAUCCCUGUUAUCAACAAGAUCUUCCAAUAAACGUAACAAUACUUUCAGCAAAAAGAUGCUUCACGCAGUUAAGAGACGUUUAACACAGCAUUCGAAAUCAAAUACUGCGAAUACAAUCAAAGAUAUAAACAAUCAUCAAAAAGAUGUUUUUACAGAAACGUCCUCCUCAAACCUCAACAUUGGCAAUGUACCACUAAUACCUAUCAGUACCGCUGUUGACGACAAGGAUAAAACUAAUCAUGCCACUAUAGCGGAAUUUCCGGUACCAAAAGAAGAAACGACAUACCCUAUAUCUCAAUUUCAACCUUUAGAACCUAACUUAUUGCAUGACCAUCAUCAAAGCAGCCAUUACAGCCCAACCUCGCCAUUUUCUUCUUCCAACAAUAACCAAUAUGAUUCUGAAGCUCAAGACCAUCAACAGAAGCAUACACCUUAUGCUAUUCCUUCAGACAGAUCUUCCCCCUCUCCUUCACCGACGCAUUAUUAA